Messenger RNA from Melitaea cinxia (Glanville fritillary), 1449 nucleotides. It is a transcript of the gene Dnaaf3, whose product is annotated as dynein axonemal assembly factor 3 homolog. The transcript has a single exon. Bases 1 to 1383 code for a protein of 460 amino acids. Lineage: Eukaryota; Metazoa; Arthropoda; Insecta; Lepidoptera; Nymphalidae. The record is from RefSeq and is a predicted model, not a curated record. Gene Ontology annotation, biological process: axonemal dynein complex assembly; motile cilium assembly.
AUGUUCUGGGGUAUAAGUCCAGCUCUUGAUUUACAAAAGGAAUAUUUAAAACAUGGUAACGAAAGUGCUUACGAGCUAAAUUUUCUCGUCAUCGGAGGUUCAGAUGCAAGACACCUGAUCAAGACAUUAGCUCAGGCGUAUCGUGAAUCGAGACGGUACAUGAAUCUUUUUGUGGUCGAUGGUUGUCCAGAACUUAUAGCCCGACAAAUCCUCUUACUGUCCCUAGCUUUAGAGAAAACCACGCGCUGCGGUCUCUUGGAUAAAACCAGACGGUUUCUCGAGGUAUAUGGAAACAUGCUUCUCCGUCCACCCACCUCAAGGUAUUUAAUAGCAAAAGCUCGUCAGUUAGUUGGCAUGAUAACCAAUACCGAAUACAUGGGUUGUCUUCUACCUUGCAUAUCCAUCGAUCAAACAAAAUACCGCGAGAGAGACUACAUGGAGAAUCUCUUCAAUUUCUGGACAACUGGAAACACUAAUCAAUUUAAUGCAAACGAAUUAUGGGAACAUCGUCUGAGACAAAGUCUGGGAGUCAGAUAUGAUAACAGAAUGGGAAUUUACGAUUGGGAUUACCACAUGCGCAUGAAAGAUGUAGCAAGUCAAAUUUGUUUCCAAGAAUACAAGCAUUUUAGAGAACAUGGUGUUGCUUUUACGUGGCUCGAGACUGAAGUGUGUCGACCAAACGUGUCAUUAGCUGCUGGUGUCUACAAAUGUGGGGAUAGGUACCUCCAUCGAGGAUACCUUGGAGAUAUGGUAACUUCGCCUUAUAUAGCGUACGGACUUAACUGCGAAGAUAAGGAUAUGUUAAAGUCCUCCCAUGGGGUGAAUUAUAAGCGAGCUACUGAUAUAUCCGAGAGAAAUGUGAUGAGAUUAUUAUAUGAACUUGAAAACCGUGCUCCUUUUGAUGCUAAAGCAUUAAAUAUAGACAGCCAACAGAACUUAGGUAUGACCGUUCUAAGCCAAUUCGAUGCGAAGAUAUCUCAAAGCUGUUCUGAGGCACCCAUAGUUUUACGGGAAGACAGAGAUACUUAUAUUGAUGUGGAUUAUGGCAAGGUGCACUUUCUUUCACUGUCUGCACUUGAUCACUACCCCCAUAAGCCUCACUUUCAAGGUUUGUUCCAUGGCAUAUUUGUUGGUCACAACGUGCUGCCGCGAGUGAAGCCGAGCGUCUGGUCGAUGGCGCGGGAAGAUGCUAUAAUUAUUAUGGAGUCUCGGAAGUAUUUCGUGGAGUUAAAGAGGGAUGAUGUGAAGGCAUAUGGGGAUCAGAUCCAACAAGCAGCUACUACAGCGCAAUGUGAGAAGGUUGGAUCCUUCAAUCCUGAAAAUGAUGAUUUUGCAAGAUUUGUGAUAAAAAGGAAAAGUGAAAGUUCAGAUUUGGCGUUUUGAAUAAUUAUAAUUCUCAAUGUCUUAACGAUAUAAUUUAUGUCUUAAUUUUUUAAAAUAAUGUAUUAA